Myotis daubentonii (Daubenton's bat) is the source of this 4737-nucleotide messenger RNA. RefSeq names its product SLAM family member 7 (gene SLAMF7). Gene Ontology annotation, cellular component: external side of plasma membrane; membrane. Gene Ontology annotation, biological process: T cell activation. NCBI's taxonomy places the organism in Eukaryota, Metazoa, Chordata, Mammalia, Chiroptera, Vespertilionidae. The record is from RefSeq and is a predicted model, not a curated record.
CUUUAGCCCCAGCUGGUUUGGCUCAGUGAGGAGAGCACGGGCCCUCGGACUGAAGGGUCUCAGGUUCCAUUCCGGCCCCGAUUGGGAUGCACGUGAGAGACAACCAGUCCAUGUGUCUCUCUCACAUCCAUGAUUCUCUCUCUCUCUCUCUGUCCCUCCCCUUCCCUUCCACUCUCUCUAAAAAAAUCAAUGGAAAAAAAUAUCCUCGGAUGAACAUUAACACACACACAAAAUCACUUUAUGUCUCUGUUGACCUUUUAACUAUUCCUAUUGGCUUUAUUUUCUUCGUGGUUUCUCUUGAUUUCCCACUUGAAUAUUCUUUUCUAUGAAGUACCUAUUUGAUUCUCUUGUCUAUUGCGGUUGUCUGCCUGAUUCUUAGUGAUGAGUAUGACUUCUUUAUAUAUUACGGAUACAAGAUUCUUAAGGAAUAAUGUGUUACAAAUCUUCGCCCAUUAUGUGGCUUGCCUUUUUACUCUCAUAAUGGUUUCUUUUGAUUUAAAAAAUGUUAUAAUUUUGCUGUUCUAUAUUCUAAGCCUUCAUUUUUUCAUCUGUAAAGUAUGGAUUAUGAUAGUAUUUCACUCACAGAGCUGUUAUGAGAAUUAAAUAGAAGAAUGCAUGUACUCCUGGCACUAAAUGACACUCAGUGAAUAUUAUUUUUACUCCUAGUGUCACCUGUUUCUUUCCCCAUCAAACCUUCCAUUUCCUUCUGUUUCCUCUGUUUUGAGUCUCAGAGAGAGCAUGUUGUAACAGAAAAGGCUGGUCAUUUGACCUUGAUUCAUUCUUAACUUAUUCUGAGCCUGUGGUUAUUUGUAAAAUGGGGUUUCCAUCACCUUUGGGGUACAAUUUUCCCCCUUUCCUAUUGAACAUUACUAUGUACCAGCCACUAAAAAGGGAAAAAACAAAAUUAGACAGAACUCAAGCUCACUUGUCGAUCUCAUGACCCCUCCCUCCUACUGAAAUGAAACCUCAGUGCUAGGGGAGAGAAGUGGUUCACUUUAACCACGGCCCUCCAGAGAACAGCAUGCCUGUUUCCCCAGCGAGCUUCAGCCUCAUCUUUCUCCUCUGCCAGCUCACAGGGCCUGCAGCCUCUGGAGCCCAGCAGGAGCUGGUGGGUGCCGUCGGUGGGUCUGUGACUUUCCCUCUGACACACUCACUAGAUCGGAUUGAGAGCAUUAUCUGGUUCUUUGAAAGUACUACUCUUAUCACCAUACAGCCAACAACGACAAACAAACCAGACACUGUCAUAGUGACUAAAAAUCAUAACAAGGGAAGGGUAGGCUUCUCACACGGGAACUACUCCCUGAAGCUCAGCAAACUGAGUAAGAAUGACUCAGGUGCCUACUCUGUCCAAAUACACAGCCCGUCCCUCCAGGAGCCCUUCGUCCAGGAGUAUGGGCUGCGUGUCUAUGAGCACCUAUCGAAGCCCCAAAUCACCUUGGGUCUGAAGAGCAAUAAAAAUGGCACCUGUGUGACCAACCUGACAUGCUUCCUGGAACGGGGAGGAGAGGAUGUGACUUACAGCUGGAAGACCCUGGGGAAGACCUCCAAUGAGUCCCAUAAUGGUUCCGUCCUCCCCAUAACCUGGACGCUGAGGGAAAAGGACAUGACCUUCAUCUGCAUGGCCAGGAACCCCAUUAGCAGCAACUCUUCAAACACCAUCUUUGCCCAGAAGCUCUGUGAAGAUAUUGCUGGUGACCUAGAUUCCACCAUGGGCCUGUGGAUCUCCUUGCUGCUCAUUGUCCUUAUACUGGUGUUAAUUAUUUUGACUAUGUGGAAACAAACAAGAAAAGAGUCCACUGAAGAGAAGAGAAUGGGCACUCAUCCAGAAAUUCCUAACUGCUACCCGCCCUCUGGAGAGACCGCAGAGUAUGAUACAAUCUCUAACCCAAACAAAACUAUUCCAGAGGAAAAUUCAGUCCAUUCUCCUUAUUGCACAGUGCAAAUACCCCAAAAGGUGGAGAAACCCCACUCACUGCCCACAUCGCCAGACAGAUCAAAGCUAUUUAUCUACGAGAAAGUCAUCUAAACCGCACUGCACUCCCUCCUGUGUCAUCCCAAAGAAAACAAACGAAUUCAGACAUGACCACAAAAUCUGAGGAAGAACAAAGAACACAGUUCCUUCCUGGAAAACUAUCCUUUUGAUGCUAUUGUAAUUAGCUAAUCCUAUCUAAUAAACAGGGAAUAUGCUAAUUGAUCCUCAUGCCAUCCCAAAGAUGGCGGUGCCCACAGCCAAUAAGGAGGGAAUAGCUAAUCAACUGCCACACCCUCAAAGAUGGCAGCAUGCACAGCCACAAGAUGGCCAGCAGGGUAAGGCAGUUGUAGGUGAUCAGGCCAGCAAGGGAGGGCAGUUAGGGGCAACCAGGCCAGCAGGGGUGGUCAGUUGGGUGUGAUCAGGCCAGCAGGGAAGGGCAGUUGGGGAUGACCAGGCCAGCAGGGAAGGGCAGUUGGGGAUGACCAGGCCUGCAGGGGACGGCAGUUGGGGGCGAUCGGGCCGGCAGGGGAGCAGUUAGGCAUCAAUCAGGCUGGCAGGGGAGUGGUUAGGGGGUGAUCAGGCUGGCAGGCAGAAGUGGUUAGGGGUGAUCAGGCAGGCAGGCGAGCAGUUAGGGGCAGUCAGGCAGGCAGGUGAGUGAUUAGGGAUGAUGAGGCAGGCAGGUGAGUGGUUUGGGGCAAUGAGGCAGGCAGGCAGAGGGAUUAGGGGUGAUCAGGCAGGCAUGCAGGCAUGCAGGCAAGCAGUUAGGAACCAGUGGUCCCAGAUUGCGAGAGGGUGCAGGCCAGGCUGAGGGGACCCUUCCCCCGCCCCCCCCACCCCCAGUGCACAAAUUUUGUUCACCGGGCUUCUAGUUGUUAAUAACAGUAAAGGAGCAAAUAGGAGGCCAAAUAUUACUGGAAUGUCAUUUGGGCAGUUUCACCAGAACACUAAAGCUUUGCACUCCCCAGGGAGCCACAGGUCUACUCCCACAGAUUGGACAGAGAGGAGAAUAGACACACGCCCAGUAAACUGAGGGUGACAAAAGGAAAGUGCUUGCUGUCAGUCACACCUCAAAACAGCCCACUGGCCAGAGUAGGUAUGGCCACUGCAAGGGCAUGUAACGUGGGAUAUUUUUCCCCUGAACAAAGACGUUCAUUCUCUUGGUUGCUCUUGACUCCUGACUUGUGGGGCUCUCUGGCUCCUGCUUUCUGCAUUUGCCACGGCCGUGUGGACGCCACACGAAAUGGACUGAUGGGCUGUCACCAGCCUGAUGCUGAGCGGGACCCGGCUACACCAUGGGACAGGAACCCGGGGCCCCAGUUCUGAUUUAGCUUCACUGAAACGCCAGCUACACUUCCUCCAGGAAGGGAAUGGGACCUUAGGAGCCCAGGGAUGUAAUUCCACACAAAUAAAAGUCACUCAUCCUCCCAUGCAAGUCUCAGAAAAUUCUUUUUCUUGAGAUAUCAUAAGGACCCCACCCCCAGCAUCAGGUGGGGAAGAGGACACCCCAAUUUCCUUGAUAACACUUUAUGCUCCUUCAGAUUUAUGAGUGCCUAAUUCUACCUCCUGCUGAGAAGUCUCCUCAAACCCAGAAGAUAUAAUUACGUCUUCGUGGAUAUGUGACUGUGGACUUAUCAGCCAAACCGAAGCAAGGAGCUUAGAAGUGUCUCUGCUGAAAUAUAAGUGCAGUGUCACACAGAGGAAUGAUGGCUUCAUCCCAGGGCUUGGAAGUCAGGAAUAGUCCAAGGGUCUGGUUGUCAAGAGGCAAACCUGUACAAACAGCAGACAUUCUCAGCAGAGGCAGACAUAGCAGCUGGAAACAGAUUCAUUAACUAACUCCUUAACUGUGUGCCUGGCACUGUGCUGAGCUUACACUGGUUUUGGCCAGUCAUGCCCUCUGCUCUGGUGAAAUUGGCCCCUCAUGAACCAUUUCUGUAGCAGUCCCAGGAGGCCUGGCCACAGAUUCCCAACAGACAGGACGUCCGUCAGCCACAGAUCCACAGGACGUGGAGGUCAAAGUGCACAAGGACAGAGAAGCCAGGUGGAAGACUGGGUUGAGCUGGACGGAAACUCAGAAGUGUGGCUGGAGGAGGUGGAGAAAAGGGAACCCUCGUGCCCUGCUGGUGGGAAUGCAGACUGGUGCAGCCACUGUGGAGAGCAGUGCCAAGUCUCCUCAAAAAGUUAAAAAUGGAACUGCCUUUUGAGCCAGUGAUCCCACUUCUGGGAUUAUAGCGUUUCACAAAACACUGAUGCGAAAAAUUAUGGACCAAAAGGGGCCACAGGCUAAACUUGACAAGUUCUGGGGAGGCCUCAGAGACCGAAAGUAAGCUCAUAGGAUGGUCUAAACUUUCUGAACUGAAAGUUUAUGGCAGGUGGUCUUGUCCUACGCUAGAAUCUUCCCUGACAAAGGUCAAUCUUCACCUUAACGAAGACUGUCGUCUUUUUGCAUCUAAAACAACAUACCUGGUAAACAUGCCUUUGCAGAAAACAAAGUAAUUUCCCUUUGUCCGGACCCUCAAACCGCAGGCGCCGCGGAGCAGAGCCAGAGAUCACCAGUGGAUUUCACGUAGCCCACUUCGGCUUUCUCUUUUGAUAGUGAUGUAUAUAUAAAGCAGGGUGUGGAGCUGCCAUUUCCUCAGUCUGUUGAGGUUUUGCUUUCCAGCAAUCAUUGUCAGCUUGGCUCAAAUAAACUCAUAAAAAUUCUCUACAGUUAUGAAUAUUCUUAUGCUGACAGAAUAUAUGCACUCCUAUGUUCACAGCAGCGUUAU